Trichomycterus rosablanca is the source of this 6144-nucleotide messenger RNA. It is a transcript of the gene palld, whose product is annotated as palladin, cytoskeletal associated protein. Gene Ontology annotation, molecular function: protein kinase activity. The record is from RefSeq and is a predicted model, not a curated record. The coding region runs from base 179 to 4546 and encodes 1455 amino acids. Lineage: Eukaryota; Metazoa; Chordata; Actinopteri; Siluriformes; Trichomycteridae. The transcript has 23 exons.
CACCCUAACUAGUUCACUGUAAAGCUCUACAGCGGGUCUAUAGUUCAUAGGAAAGAGCAAAAAGAAAAAUACACCAAUCCUUUGGACAGAGGUACCACUGUUUUACUUUACUGACAGACAUAACAUAAAAAAACUGGACUACUACAAUCUGGGACGCAGAUAAUUAAAAACUUUAAGGAUGCAGGAUGGGAGCCGAAAUAACACACGCCCUCUCUCAAUGCUUCUAAAGGAAGCUUGUCCCCCAGGGGGUGUGCCUAUGGAGGGAGAUGGGGGCUUGUUUUUAGAAGCAUCCUCAGAUGGCAACGUUUACCUAGCCAAUUUUGAGGGAGAUGAUGGAGACUUUUUGGAACUUUCUGCAUUCCUCAGCCAGGACGAAAUUAAUCGAAGUCUGGACCUGGCUCGAGAGGCCAUGAGUGAUGCAGAGGAUCCCUGUGAUUCGGCAGAUCCUCCAAUUACUGCUUCCUUACCCAGUGCACUGGAAUCCCCCUCAUCUCCUCAAAACACUACUCCUCAGUCUUUUACCUCAACAGAGAAUCAACUGCUUCAUUCAGAGAUCAAUGACACAACACAACAGGAUUCAAUCGACAAUACAACAUCAAAACCAGUUGAGGCUACAUUUGCUAAGGUCACAUCCAGUCAAAAUGUUCAGUUCAACAGACCCACUCAUGCCUGUGCAGGACCUGGAUCUGCAGCCUUGCCUGGUAAGUUUGCCUACAACAAACCGAUCACGCCCAUAUACAAGCAAGAACGUCCCCGGUUGGUCCAUGGUGGUCUGGAGGUCAAUGAGAGAGCUGCUUCUACCACUGAGUUUUGUAGUAGGGCUGCCACCUUCAUUGAGGAGCUUUCCUCUAUCUUCAAAGGGUCUGGCCGCUUGGAUCACCAAGAAGAAGAGGACUCGUCUUCGCCAGACAGCGGCUACCUGUCCCCGAGAAGCCAUCGCUUGGCCAUGCAGCAGGCUCAGUCCUCUUCAUCAUCCUCAUCCUUUUCUUCAUCCUCCGGGGUCCAGCAAGGGGAAGCUUUCAGAGGACAGCCAGGGAUAGAUUCAGGAGUAGCUGGGAAUGAGCAUCAGGUUGGUGAGAUCAGCAUGGAUGGGACAAUGGCUCCUCCUCGGUUCACGCAAAAGCUAAAGAGCCAAGAAGUGGCAGAGGGGAGCCCAAUUCGCCUGGAAUGCAGGGUGAUAGGGAACCCUCAGCCUCUGGUCAGGUGGUUCUGUGAGGGGCGAGAACUGCACCAUUGUCCCGAUAUUCAGAUCUGGCAGGAUGGUGACCUGCACACGCUGGUGAUUGCCGAGGCUUUCGAGGACGACACAGGCAGGUACACCUGUGUAGCCUCCAACGCUCUGGGAGCAGACAACACCUCUGCUGAGGUCUACAUCGAGGGCGCCUCAUCUUCAGACUCAGAAGGGGAAGGAUCAGUGUCCAAAUCAAAGUUGGGAACCAUGCCACAGGUUCAAAAGAAAACAGCAUCUGUGUCACUGACUAUUCGUUCUUCCUCACCAAAGAGCCCAGAUAAACCAUCCCACCGAUCCACGCUGCUCCAGCCUUUGUCCAAUUUGACCCAGAGAGUUCAGAGUCCUCUGUCCUCACAGUAUGCCAGUGAUGGAAUUCUUACAGCAGCCCCAAUGUUUACUAAGGUGUUGCAGGAAACACAGGCCUGUGAGGGGCAGGUGGUGGUUCUGGAAUGCAGAGUAAAAGGGAGCCCACCACUCCGGGUUCAGUGGUUCCGGCAGGGUCAUGAGAUUCAGGACUCCCCAGACUUCCGCAUUCUACAGAAAAAACCAAGAACUGCAGCAGAACCUGAGGAGAUCUGCACGUUGGUGAUUGCAGAAGCAUUCCCAGAAGACGGAGGCCAGUUUUGCUGCAAUGCUUCCAACCAGUGUGGCUCCAUCAGCUGCAGCGCCCAGCUCACCAUCACACCAGCUUCUGAGGAGUCGCCCAGCAAUGGCAUACCCAAAGAUGACAGCGUUUUUGAGGACAGUCAGCCAUUCCCACCUCCUCCUCCCCCUCCCACUGAGAUCAGCUUGUUGGAAGUCCCACCCAAAACUCCACCCAGUGCCGAGGCCUUUCAGAUUAAUGAGCUAGAUAUCUGGCCCAGCGUCCAGCCCUCUACGGAAGUUGAGCAUCAGUUGGAGCUCUCAAACGGGACUCUUCCUGGCACCCAUACCCCAAGCCCUCAAUCAACAGUGAUUACGAAGGAGUCUCCAUCCCCUAUUGGUGAGGCUCCACCUUCUCCAUCACCAUCUUUAACUAAAGAGGGUCCUCCACUUCCCACCAAGCCCAAACCCAAGUUAUUGUAUGCUAUAGCUGAGGACCUCUCAAAUGAAAGGAACGCAGAACAGUUACAGCAGCUCCACAAUCAGGUCCUACUAGAGCAGCAAGAGGCAGCCAAGUGGCAGCAAGUACAGCAGCACCAGCCUGAUCAGCAAGCCUCGCCAAUUCCCCAGCAACCACCCCAGGACCUCCCACCCCCAUCCCCGCCUCUUCCCCCACCCCCCUCCUUCAAGGAGUUAGAACGCAGCACCAUGCAAACCAGCACAUUUAACUACGCCCGACCAAAGCAGUUUAUUGCUGCCCAGACUCCCAGCAGCCCCAGCACUGCGUCGGUGAGCUACUCGACCCAGUCCUCCACGUCAUCAAGCUCUGGCCUGGCAUCACCGCUCUCACCCUCCACAACCCAUAAGCCAUUCGGUCGUGUCACUUUGCCUCCUUUCCAGCCACCACCUAAAGGAGGCAGUGGGGAGUCACCUGGCUCACCCUCAUUCCCCCCACCUCCUCCACCUUUUCUCAGCUCCAGCACAGUCACCUCCCCUUGUGGCCCACCUCAGGACUUCCCCCCACCACCCCCGCCCCCUCCACCACCUGUUACAAGUCCCACCCGCUCCGAUAGCUCAUCUCAAUUCAGUCCUAAGCCCCAAUCGCCUGCUGGGUUUUUAGUGUCUGUGCUGCCAACCACACCUUCAGCCCCAACAGUCAAUGCACUAGGGCUCCCUAAAGGAAAUGGCAUAGUCGGGCUUCCACGGAAGACCAACCGCACUCCGCGUAUCGCCUCUGACUCUGAGAUCCAGGACUCGAAAGAUGCUGUCAUUCAUGACCUGGAGAGGAAGCUGCGCUUCAGAGAGGAACGUGUUAGCAACGGCCAACAGAGGUUAACCUAUGAGGAGAAGAUGGCUCGAAGGCUGCUGGGGGCUGACAACGCCGCCACAGUGUUUAACACCCAGCAAACCGACGAGGAUCCAGCUACGCAGGAAAGCAGCUCAGCUGAUUCAGAAUUUGAGCCUCAAAAGGAGUAUAAAGUGUCAAGCUUCGAGCAGCGGCUGAUCAGCGAGAUCGAGUUCCGACUGGAGCGCUCUCCUGUGGAGGAGAGCGACGACGACAUCCAGCAUGAUGAGGAUCCGCUGGCUGACUGUGUGGCUCCAUUCUUUGAUCAAAAACUAAAACACUACAAAGUUUUUGAAGGCAUGUCUGUCACCUUCAGCUGCAAGGUCAUCGGAGACCCCAAGCCAAAGGUGUACUGGUUCAAAGACGGAAAACAGAUCUCAAAACGGAGCGAACACUACCGCAUCAGUCGAGACCCAGAUGGAACCUGUUCCUUGCACACAGCUGCUGCCUCUCUCGAUGAUGAUGGAAACUACACAGUCAUGGCUGGCAACCCUGGGGGCAGGGUGAGCUGCACUGGUAGGAUGAUGGUACAGGCAGUAAACCAACGAGGACGGAGCCAGCGUGCCACACCUGGCCACAUGCGCAGAGCUCGCUCCAGAUCCAGGGAUGGUGCAGAGGAGAAUGAGAACAUUCAAGAGCGCCACUUCCGUCCUCACUUUCUACAGGCUCCUGGUGACCUAAUUGUUCAAGAGGGCAGACUGUGUCGCAUGGACUGCAAGGUAAGCGGUCUGCCCACACCUGAUCUAAUCUGGCAGCUGAACGGCGUGACAAUCCGCCCAGACUCUUCCCAUAAAAUGCUGGUGAGGGAGAACGGAGUCCAUUCGUUGAUAAUCGAGCCAGUCACCAACAGAGAUGCGGGUGUUUAUACAUGCAUCGCCAGCAACAGAGCCGGACAGAACUCCUUCAAUCUGGAGCUGAUUGUAGCUGCUAAAGAGAUGCACAAAGCUCCCACCUUUAUCGAGAAGCUCCAGAACACAAGUGUUGCCGAGGGUUAUCCUGUGCGUUUGGAGUGCCGUGUUUCAGGAUCCCCGUUCCCACAGAUUUUCUGGAAGAGAGAGAAUGAGUCCAUCACUCACAACACAGACAGAAUAAGCAUGCAUCAGGACAACUUCGGCUAUCUGUGCAUGAUUAUCCAGCCAGCUUUCAAGGAAGAUGCAGGCUGGUACACAGUCUCAGCCAAGAAUGAAGCUGGCAUCGUAUCUAGCACAGCACGACUCGAUAUACACGCCCACUAUCAUCAAACGCACAUCCAAAAACCCAAGAAGAUGCGCCCUUCAACCAGCCGCUAUGCUGCUCUGACCGAACGUGGCCUGGAUGUUAAGGCAGCCUUCUUCCCUGACUCCAGCCCCCUGCCUCCUGGUGCCCUAGUGGAGAGCGACGACCUGUAGAUGCUUUAUGGCCUCUGGCCUGAUCUAUUAACCCUAACCAUUUGACCCCAGUGCCAGUGUCCCCACAGCAAUACCACAAUCACAUUACUUGUGCCCAUGGAACUUUAAACCUGUCUAAUUUCAUAUGAGCUGAAGAACUAAACUAAAGAAUACAAAAAAAUUACACUUUCUUAUGAUGGAUUUGAUUUUGCUCCAUCAUAAAAUCGGAGCACAUUUCUUUAUUCAUUUUCAGUCUGCAGUGUGGUUGCUUGAUAGGCACUGAAGUGUGGCCGUUACCAUAAAAAAAAAAAAAAAAAAAAUAAAUAAAAAAUAUCAAGCUGAUUUGAGGGAGGAGGUAUUGUACCCAUGAUCACCUUGUUCUGCCAUAGCAAAGUAUUUCACAAGUGCCUAAAUAGUAUUAACCAUCAAACGAAUGAUGCAAACUCAAUUACUCAUUCUAAAUAAAGAAGUAGUAUUUAGUUUUGCAUGGUGCCAAUAAUUAUUGCUCAGUGCCUUAGUCCUCCGGGGUUUCUGGAAAUCUGUUCAUUUUGUAGAAAAAUUUAUUUAUAUAAAAUAGGGGGAUGUGUUCAGAAUGGGGAGGGUUUAACUUACUGCUCGGGCACUUUCAAAGUCAGUCUGAAAGUCAUACUGGACUGGAAGUAGAUAGACUGAUCACACUGCCACACCCAUUCAUCCAGUCUGGAUCUACACAGUGCCAUUACUAGAUAUUGCAUGAGGCCGGGCCUUAUUUUUUUCUUCUUUUUCUUUUUGUGUUUGGUCACGAGGAAGUGUUGAAGAAAUACGUCGAAGUUGGUCGAACGUUCUGUUUCUACAGACCUGAGUGACUAGGUGAAAGAAGUCGAUGAGGAAAGGCAGAGUUGGUGUACUAAUGGCUGUAGGCGGGACUAGGUUUGGAGAACAUGAAGGGGAUUGGCUGUUGCUUUAAGGUUAUGCUGUCACUUUAUAUGGGGAGUGAAUGUGGUGUCAAAAAAAAUCAAAAGGUCAGUUUGCAACACUGCUAAUGAUGCAGCGAGUACAUUAGAGGCUAAAGUGUGUUUCUGAUUUGAAAUUUGGAAUGACAGAAAGACUUAUACAGGUGUAUUUAUCGCUUACUCUGACUGUGUACUUCAGUAAGAAGGAAAGCACUGAAGCGCAGUAUUUACAGCCAUAUGCAGUCAUUAAAUUAUAUUAGUGAUUUUUUAUGGCUUCAUCACCAGAUUCAAAAUUUACCUUUAUUUAACUUUGUAUGUAAUGCCAUUAAAGUUAUACACACCUUGCUCUUUCUUUAAUAUUAAUAUAUACACAUACACAACACCGGUACUUGUAUUACCGAAACGUAGAGUCAUCAGUUUUGAUUGGCGUAAACAUUGCACACAUUUUAAGCUUGCAUUUAUUUCAAAAUUAUAUUGGAACGUAUGAUUACAUAUGUACUCGCACAAAUCCUCUCAGUAUCUUUUGCCUUUGUUUGUUUUGUUUUGCUGUUACCUGUUUUAACGUUAAUACAUACAGACUCAUUAUGAAAUAUUCUAUUCCCAAGCCAACCUGCCUGUAUUUGGAAUGUUCUUCUGUCUGACUGUUUUGGUUCAUGAACAACCUAAAUAAAACAUAUCUUAAAUAAC